Penicillium lagena is the source of this 1683-nucleotide messenger RNA. RefSeq names its product ATP-binding protein. Lineage: Eukaryota; Fungi; Ascomycota; Eurotiomycetes; Eurotiales; Aspergillaceae. Bases 1 to 1683 code for a protein of 560 amino acids. The transcript has 5 exons. The record is from RefSeq and is a predicted model, not a curated record.
AUGCUAUGGAGCCGGAGGCUAACUCAACCCCUGAUGGCCCGCGCCCGGCAGGGUCUACUCGCGCCUCGUGGGUGUAACGAUCGGACGGCGCUGUGCGUCUCCAAACGGUUCAAUUCCUCUCUUCCUCAAAAUAAUACGGGCCAGUACGCGCCAAAUCCAGACCCGACGGAUCGGGGUGACGAUGAAGGUGGCCGGGGUCGCAGCGGUGAUUCCGACCCCAAUCUGAAAUCCACGAUCCUAAAAAUGCUCGAGACGGCUGCUACGACGGCGGCGUCGAUUGUCAUUCUUGGUGCGGCGGGCUAUUCAUACCACAAGUACUACAAGUACUUGGUUCUGGACAAGAUGGACAAUGCCUUUAACCCCGGCGAUCCCGCCCUCGAGGUUGCAGGCGUUGUAUCUGGGAAGCAUAAGUACCACCACGAAGAGCACUGGGUUCCGCGGGACGAGCAGGCCAAGAUCGAUGACAUCGUCGCUGGUAAGACUGGCGGCCACUACUACCUCAUGAUCGGCGAGAAGGGCACGGGCAAGACCUCCAUGCUCCUGGAAGGGAUGCGCAAAAUCAAUGGUGCGGGGGUUGCCAUGUUCGAAGCGCAUGCGGAUCUGGAGAUCUUCCGUAUUCGACUGGGGAAGGCGCUGGACUAUGAGUUUCAUGAAGAUUACAUUGGGAGCUUGUUCAGCAUUCGGGGGCCGCGGGAUACCACUGCCCUGCUGGACAUUGAACGGGCCUUUAACAAGAUGGAGAAGGUGGCCCUGGCGAGAAGACGCAAGGGCUCGCCACCGAUGGUGCUCAUUAUCAACAGCACCCACCUGGUUCGUGAUGACCAUGAUGGACAGGAUCUUCUCGAGAUGAUCCAGCAACGGGCCGAACAAUGGGCCGCCAGUGGUCUGGUGACGACCAUCCUGAAUAGCGACGACUACUGGGUCUAUGAGCGCCUGAAGAGGUACGCAACACGGAUGGAACUCAUCCCGGUGACGGACUUGCCCAAGGACAAGGCAAUGGGGGCGCUACAAAAGUACCGCAGAAAAUUCUUCCACGAGAAUCUCCCGUCGACGCUGCUCGAGGACGUCUACAAUAAAGUGGGCGGCCGACUUUCCUACCUCAAUCGCGUCGCAAAGUCCAGCGAUAUGGUGAAAACUUGCGAAGACAUCUGUCAAGCCGAGAAGACCUGGUUCCUCAACCAGUGCUGGAUCCUUGGCAUGGAGAUGGACGACGACGUGAUGGAUCAGCAGAAGUACGCUUCUGCCGCCAUGGUGCUAGCAAAAGCACUCGUUGAUCGCGCCAAGGAGAUGGAGAAGACCUACGAUCCCGUCACAGGCCACAUUCUGCCCGAGAUCCCACUGCACGAAGCACGCGAGAUCAUGACCCGCGCCGACUUCAUCCAAUCCUACGACCAUGAAAAUAUAUUCACUAUUGACUCGCGGGCCAUGGUGCGCGCCGACUCGGUACCCAUGCAGCAAGCCUUCCAGGAGAUCUGCGCGAGACCUGGAUUUGACAAGCACUUGGAGGGAACCCUGACGCGCAUUGGCGACAUUGAGAGUUUGGGCCGCACGCGCGAGCUGACCAUCAAAGACCUGUGGGAUCAGGGUAAGUACCGUGUUGUCGUGCGGGACAACAAGGGACGAGAGAGCGGAACGGUGGAGUUCGCAGUCGCCGAGCGCGAGGAGGAAGAAAAAGACGAGUGA